Molecule: messenger RNA, 768 nt
Organism: Eurytemora carolleeae
Lineage: Eukaryota; Metazoa; Arthropoda; Copepoda; Calanoida; Temoridae
Exons: 10
Coding region: 110-751 (213 amino acids)
Source: RefSeq, a predicted model, not a curated record
UCUAUUUAGAAUCUCAUACUUGAAGUAAACUCUCACAAGAUCCCAAACCUUCUCUAGUUUGCUAACUUUUAUAUGGCUAAUCUCGGGUCCAGUAAGGAUCUUAAAUAAGAUGAGAACACUUUUUGUUCUUUUUAUCUUUAUUGCCGGAACUGCUGCAGAGUGCUGUCAAAAAAGAAGGAUUGAGCCAGGUUUGGGAACAUUUGUCUUCACUACAAAGCUAAGCCUACCAUUUCCAGCAGGCUGUCAUAACAACUGCGGGUACCUCAUGGAGGGGGAUACUAGAGAAGAAAUCUACUGUUUUGAUGAUGCUCCAGCAACAACUGAAGAGAAAGACACUGGGAUACUACUUAUUAUUCAGGGUCCAAACUCAGAUCAGAGUCAUGAAUGUGACAUCACACCGGUUGAUCUAGUAGAGUUAAAUUCAGGAGGAGUAAACUGGGAAACCAUUAAGCUACCGGAGAAGAUCGAAGCUCAGCAAGUACAUCAUAAAAGGAGAUUAUACACAGGUGUAAAUGAUCACUUACUUAUCCAUGAUAUUCCCGGCUCUCCUAUUGAUCCGGAUGAAUUCAGAGCAUCUGAAAAUUUGGGCGAUGAAUUCUUUGGUAAAGACAACCACAAUGAUCCUAUUGAGAGUGCUGGUCUGUUUGAGGGUGAUAUUGAUAAUGUUUCUAUGAAUGGACUUUUCAAAAUCAAAGGAUUAAAGAAUGCUCUCAAAGACGGCUCACGAAAGGAACACUUCUUAAACAACUAAUUUAGAAAAGUAACAAC